AUGUCAGAUGAAAUGUCUCACAAGUUAUAUAAAAAUACCUUUUCUGCCAAAUCCAAAACCAAUGUCGUUUCCAAAUCCAAUACCUCCGAACCCACCUCCACCACCAGCUCCAAAUCCUGCACCACCUCCAAAAACAACACCACCGGCUCCUGCAUCUCCAAAUCCUCCGCCCCCGCCUCCGGCAGCCCCAAAUCCCCCUCCACCAAAUCCUCCUCCUCUGCCACCUCCUCCAAAUCCUGCUCCACCACCACCGCCUCCUCCUCCACCAGCUCCACCACCGCCUCCAAAUCCUGCACCACCGCCUCCAAAUCCUGCACCACCGCCUCCGCCGCCGCCACCUCCUCCACCACCGCCUCCAAAUCCUGCACCACCGCCUCCUCCGCCGCCACCUCCUCCACCACCGCCACCUCCUCCUCCAAAUCCUGCACCACCGCCUCCACCUCCUGCACCACCGCCUCCGAAUCCUGCACCACCACCUCCUCCACCACCACCUCCAAAUCCUGCACCGCCACCGCCUCCAAAUCCUCCUCCUCCACCACCGCCUCCUCCUCCACCACCGCCUCCAAAUCCUCCACCUCCUCCUCCACCUGCACCUCCAUAAGUAUUGAAGGCAAUUUCUGGAAAGAAGUCGGGAAAUCCUUUUAUGGCGGACUCAUAUCGAGUGCCACGUUCAGCAAAUGGUGUAAGAACCUUUGCAAAUUUAGCCAAAAAUGGAGAAUAAAAACCUCCACCCCCGCCUGCUCCUCCACCCCCAUCACCUCCAAAUCCUGCUCCUCCUCCGCCACCCCCGCCUCCACCACCUCCAAAUCCUGCUCCUCCUCCGCCACCCCCGCCUCCUCCACCUCCAAAUCCUGCUCCUCCUCCGCCACCCCCACCUCCAUCACCUCCAAAUCCUGCUCCUCCUCCGCCACCUCCGCCUCCACCACCUCCAAAUCCUGCUCCUCCUCCGCCACCCCCGCCUCCUCCACCUCCAAAUCCUCCACCACCUCCAAAUCCUGCCCCUCCUCCACCACCUGCACCUCCUCCGCCACCCCCGCCUCCUCCACCUCCAAAGCCUCCCCCUCCACCCCCUCCUCCGCCUGCUCCAACACCAAAUCCACCACCUCCAAAUCCUCCUCCACUUCCAAAUCCACCACCUCCUCCGAAUCCUGCUCCUCCCCCUCCGCCCCCUGCUGCAACCCCUCCUCCUCCGAAUCCAAAUCCUCCGCCGCCACCUCCUCCACCUGCAGCAGCUCCUCCACCUCCAAAUCCUCCGCCUGCUCCUUCUCCACCACCUAG
Saccostrea echinata is the source of this 1278-nucleotide messenger RNA. RefSeq lists its product as uncharacterized. Bases 1 to 1278 code for a protein of 425 amino acids. The record is from RefSeq and is a predicted model, not a curated record. The transcript has 4 exons. NCBI's taxonomy places the organism in Eukaryota, Metazoa, Mollusca, Bivalvia, Ostreida, Ostreidae.